Pogona vitticeps (central bearded dragon) is the source of this 1994-nucleotide messenger RNA. It is a transcript of the gene TEDC2, whose product is annotated as tubulin epsilon and delta complex 2. Lineage: Eukaryota; Metazoa; Chordata; Lepidosauria; Squamata; Agamidae. The record is from RefSeq and is a predicted model, not a curated record.
GCGGCCGGCACCCAUCGAGGGCCGGCGGGGAAACCAGAGGGAGGGGCCUGCUUCGGCCUCCGCGCGCUGAGACGCUCUGCCCCUGGGCGCCUCUAUGGUGGGGAACCUCUCCUCUCUUCCCUCUUCCCCCCCCCGCGUGCGCCUUUUGCGGGAGGCGCGGGAUUCGAACCGGAGCCCGAGCGGAAACGCUUGGUGGGAGCCCUUCCUUGGGCUUGGGCUUCGCUUCUGGCCUCCCUGCCCGCUCGCCCUGAUGCUGCCGGCCGGCUGCGCUCCCAGGCUGGCUGCUCGGCUUACCCAGGCCUUGGAAGACUGCACAGAGCAAAAGCAGAAAUUGCAGCAGAAUCUAAUGCGGUGCCAGGCCCUUCUUAGAAAUUGGAACUCGGAAGCUCCUGAAAAUCUAAACGCUGAAGAGAACAAAACUGCUAAGCCAGAAAGUGAGACUUCAGCCAAGGACUGUGAGGAACUGGAGCUGCUUAACAAAGCCUUAGAAAAAGCCUUGAGGGUCCGAACAAAAUUCCAGCAGCCUCCGCCUGGGCGUAAAGAAGCCACACAAGUUGCCAAAAGGGACCCAGUUGCCAUUACUUCUUUAAAACAACAAGCAGAUCCUUCUAAGGAGAGCACCUCUAAAGCUGCUCAAGUCUCCUCUGUGAGCCAGAAGCCUGGGUCUUCCAAAAAGCCAACAGCGUACAUGCUGAAAGCUCCCUACAGAACCGACCCAGUUGUGAAAAGGCCCCAGGCCAAAAUGUCAGCGGCCCUGAGCUCCAGGAUUUCAAAGGUGCCAGGGAGGAGAAGGCCUCCUAAAGGGGCUGUCUCUCCUAAAGCCAAACUGCGUGGGAAGACACGCCAAGGACCUUGUGAAAACACCUGUGUUACAGCACAGCCUGGAAAGCAACUGGGUUCAUGUUCUGCAAACCCAGGCCCUUCAUCUGUGGACUCCAUGGGAGGGGGAGACUUCGCCGGGGCUGAUUCGCCCUUGGCCAAAGCACAGCGUGAUUGUUCCAGCGCUCCCGUGGAAUCUGGAGCUCCGCAGAGUCCUGCGGGAGGAAGCACCUUGGGGACAACGGGUCCAACGCCCAAAACGUUCACUCUUGGGGAAAAGGGGUCUUUACUGGAGCUGCCACUUCCUUAUCGGAAAGCUUUUACCAGGUAUACCAGGCUCUUGGAGAAGUGCGGCGUUUGCCAAACAAGCCCCACGGCGGCGGCUGCAAAGGGCCACUUUAUGGAGAAGCUGCAAGCAACCUUCCUCUCACCUUCACUAGCUUUCAGCCCAGCAGAGGUGAGAGAGGAGUUGGCGCGCAUACGUGAGGUCUGCUCUGUUGUACGAGAAGGCAUGGACUCCGAGAUUUCAGCUUCUCGGGGAGAAAACCCAACGUGGGAGAGACAAUAUGAAAGUCUUUUGACAGUGGAAGGCCUGCAAUCAAUAAUUAAAGAGUGUUUGGAUAAAGUGCACCAACUGAGAGAAGCCAUGGAGUCCCAUUCCAAGCUGCUUCCUGCCGGCACUGCUUGUGGUGAGAAAUGUUCCUCUGGGUGUUGCGCCUCCCUUGGAAAGCAACGGUGCUGGGAUGCCACAACUGUCGGGCCGCCCCCCCUGCUUGUUUACUCCAGCCUGAAAGAGCUGAAGGAGAUGGAGGCCUUGAAACUGAACAUUGCAAGGUUACACCAACAACUGGAGAUACAGAAGGCCAUGGAAACUGAACUCCUCCCACUUCUGGAACCUGGGCGCCUUCCAGAAGGUUCUGAAGCAUCGUUGUAUCGAGCCAUUUCUACACUGCUGUGCGAAGGGAGUGAGACCUUCCCAGUGCUGGUAAAGGAUGAGGAGCUUUUCAGCUGACCUGAGAUCAAGGACAGAGGUUGGACAGGGUGCCUUCAUGAGCAGCGGGACCCUGGCUGCUGUAACCUUUAAACAGAUUGAGGUCUUUGGACUGUUCCAUGAAUGGUCGAGGUUCAUGGUGUCGGACAGUGUUUUAAUCUCAUGCAUUUUAAUAAAAUAAAAU